GAGCAUGAAAAAGUAUGGCAGCCACCACAGAAGAGAGCAGAGUUAUUCAGUCUCAUAAUUCACAGGAAAUUCUCAAUGAGGUUCACAAGUUUGUCACCGGAGCGCAGCUCGCGGACAAUCUCUCACGACAGGAACUGGCCCAGAGCGCCAUCUUCCUGCUGAAAUCGUUGCCGUCAUCAAGAGCCGCCGUCCUUGAGCACCUAUGCUCGGUGUUUGACGAAGCCGUGAAUGUCUAUCUGCUGCAGUUAGAGACAGGGAGAACCAGCCCUUCUCCUGAUACCAGCUUAGAUGAAGUUAUUGAUGACAUCUACCAAGUAUUGACAGGAUUCAUUACAAGCAACCCUACUGCAUGGGCUCCAAUCAUCUCAAGUUGGUCUAUUGAAUUACUUGGACAGCUAGGUAGUAACUAUGCAGAGAGAAGUGGAGUUCCUGAUGCUUCGAGGUUGAAUGAGCUCAUGCAGCACUGGAUGACGUGUCCAGCCACCCGAGCCUUGAUUGACAUUGCCGCUCAGUGCAUUGCUGCGAUGUAAGUACUUGCUACUUUAGGUGUCUUCCAGUAGUCGUGUGUACACGUGAGCGUGAUGAAUUGGUUGACUAACACAUUACAUCGUGUGCUAAUGCGUGAUAGAUCACACUAGAAGGCAGGUAGUGUCGCAUGCCAGCCAUCAACAUGCAAGCAAGCUGUCGAGAAUUUUAUGGCUGAACUGAUACGGCUGCACUGUUAUGCAAAAAUAGCCCUGCUCCUCGUUCGUAGUCGGAGUCUCAAACCAAAGUUUUGCCUACUAGUGUGCAACCUCUGGACGACCUUAGCAGUCCCUACCCUCUAAUACACAACCUCUGGACGACCUCUCAUCUCUUGUCGCCGCUGCCCGCUAAGGUGUGACCUCAGGAUGAUCUUUCAACCCUCGCGUCCCCGCUUGUUAGCGUGCGACUCUGGGACGACCUUUCAAUCUCGGUCCCCGCCCGCUAGCGUGACCUCUGGAUGACCUCUCAAAACUCGCAGUCCCCGUCCGCUAGCGCGCGACCUCUGGACGACCUCUCAACCUUCGCAGUCUACCCUCUAACGCCUGACCUCGAGAUGACCUCCCUAUCCUCAGGGUCCCCGCCCCCGCUAGUGUACAACCUUGGGAUGACCUCGGGAC
Messenger RNA from Priapulus caudatus, 1142 nucleotides. Its product is annotated as integrator complex subunit 5-like. Bases 15 to 530 code for a protein of 171 amino acids. NCBI's taxonomy places the organism in Eukaryota, Metazoa, Priapulida, Priapulimorpha, Priapulimorphida, Priapulidae. The record is from RefSeq and is a predicted model, not a curated record. Gene Ontology annotation, biological process: snRNA 3'-end processing. The transcript is spliced from 5 exons. Gene Ontology annotation, cellular component: integrator complex.